Acipenser ruthenus (sterlet) is the source of this 1663-nucleotide messenger RNA. Its product is annotated as butyrophilin subfamily 3 member A1-like. The record is from RefSeq and is a predicted model, not a curated record. The transcript is spliced from 8 exons. Gene Ontology annotation, molecular function: protein binding. Bases 39 to 1652 code for a protein of 537 amino acids. Lineage: Eukaryota; Metazoa; Chordata; Actinopteri; Acipenseriformes; Acipenseridae.
AUUCCCUGACAGCUCUGGGGACCCAGCCCUCAAUCUCUAUGGACUCUACACAAGGAGAGCAGACCCGGCUGGUGUGCAGAUCAGAGGGGUGGAGCCCGGAACCUGAAGUGAUCUGGAGAGACAGGGAUGGCAACAAUGUGACAUCACUGUCCAGCCCAACAGUGCAGAGGGACAGUCAGGGGCUCCUCAGUGUCAGCAGCGACAUCAAAAUCAAACAGCAGUCCAACGUGUUCUCCUGUCUGGUUAGAAGUAAAACACCCAAACCAGACUGGGAAUCCAAACUCCACAUAUCCAGUGAUUUUUUCCCAGGAGUCUCUGGAUGGAUGGUGGCUUUCUUCUUGACUUUAGCUCUCAGUAUUGGAGCCAUUCCUGUGCUGGUGUUCCAAUGGAGAAGAAUGGAUGCCAUGGAGAGAAAGCUUGAGCCUAAGGCUGCUCAGCGCCUUCGUAAGGAACUUGAGUCUGUGAAGCGAGAGGUCCUUAAAUCAGAAUGGAAGUGGAUCCUCCGCUCAGCAGUUGACAGUUUGACUCUGGACCUCGAUACAGCACACCCCCAGCUCACCCUGCCUGUGGAUGAGAAACAUGUGAGAAGGAUAAGGCAGGAUCAUAACAAUCCCCAGAGAUUUGAUUACAGGCCCUGUGUGCAGGGCAGGGAGGGCUUCACCUCAGGGAGACACUACUGGGAGCUGGGGGUGGGAGAGAAUACAUUCUGGAGAUUAGGAGUCAGCAGAGAGUCUGCCCCGAAGAAGGGGAAGUUCAGCAUAUCCCCCCAGCAGGGUUACUGGACUGUGGGGUGGGAUGGAGAUGAAGAUAAAGAUGAGUUCAUUGCUCUCACUGACCCCCAGACCCCCCUCCCCCGGAGCCUGAAGCCCCAGAAGCUGGGGGUGUAUCUGGAUUAUGAGGAAGGGCAGCUCUCCUUUUACAAUGUGGAGACCAGAUCUCACAUCUACACUUUCACUGACAUGAAGUUCAAUCCCAAUGAGAAACUCUAUCCAUUCUUCUGGACGUUGGAAUACAAAGACCUUGCACUGGUGUCCCCGGGGAAGAUGAAUGACAGCUUUUUCUUUCUUCUUGUCUGGAAAUGGAUUCUUGCUGCAUCAGUUGAUGUGACUCUGGACCCUGAUACAGCACACCCCCAGCUCAUCCUGUCUGCGGAGGGGAAACGAGUGAGACGGGGAGAGACACGGCAGGAUCUCCCUGACACUCCAGAGAGAUUUGAUGACUGGCCCUGUGUGCUGGGCAGGGAGAGCUUCACCUCGGAGAGACACUACUGGCAGGUGCAGGUGGGGGGGAAUACAGACUGGAUAUUAGGAGUCAGCAGAGAGUCUGCCAAGAGGAAGGGGUGGUUCAGCAUGACCCCCCAGCAGGGUUACUGGACUGUGAAGUGGUGGAGUGGAGGUAGGUUCACUGCUCUCACUGACCCCCGGACCCCCCUCCCCCGGAGCCUGAAGCCCAAGAAGCUGGGGGUGUAUCUGGAUUAUGAGGAAGGGCAGCUCUCCUUUUACAAUGUGGAGACCAGAUCUCACAUCUACACUUUCACUGACAUGGAGUUCAAUCCCAAUGAGAAACUCUAUCCAUUCUUCUGUACUGGGGACUGGAAUACAGACCUUGUGCUGGAGUCCCCUGACCCUGACCCUGUCAGCGCUGCAGAUUAAACACACAUUGC